Messenger RNA from Stereum hirsutum FP-91666 SS1, 4317 nucleotides. RefSeq lists its product as uncharacterized. The transcript has 7 exons. NCBI's taxonomy places the organism in Eukaryota, Fungi, Basidiomycota, Agaricomycetes, Russulales, Stereaceae. The record is from RefSeq and is a predicted model, not a curated record. The coding region runs from base 50 to 3301 and encodes 1083 amino acids.
CGACCAAGACGCCCACAACGGUGGCAACGAUUACCCUUUCUCGUCCAAAAUGUCGACCAUGAUAGAAGAAUGGGACGCCCAAAUGAUGGACUACUCGAUGGACCCCGACAUCCACAUGCACACCUCUGCUCCUUCACCCAAAAAUGACUGGCCACAUCCCGAAGCGACGAUGGAAGACGCAACAACCUCUUCAUACCCAGUACAGGAGGACGUGGAGAUUGAUAUGGAUCAAUAUUACGAGAGCCCUCAGGAGUACGAGAUGGCGGAUGAACAGAAUGUCGGGACGACGCACGACGAUCCGGUCGAUGUCGACGUCUACGACGCCUCCAAGGAGACAGCUACUGAUAUCAUCGAGCCCACAGUCUCCGCCUCUCUCUCUCAACAACAAACUGACGUCUUCACCGGUAACCCAACACUUUCAGAGGCAACAGUUGAAACUCAUACGCAUUUGGAUCUUCCCGUCCUAUCCUCGUCCGAAGGCCUCAUUCCUGCCACGCAGGCUAACGCGUCGGCUCCCCCUUUGUCUUCUGAAACCCGUCAUCCUUCGGAAAAUCCGACUUUUCACGAAGCUAUCGCUCACUCUGAUUCCCAAGCAGAGAGCUCAGAGUAUACUCAUCCUAAUUUCGCUCCUGCAGCCACCGAGCACCCCGAAAAUUUAUCUAGUCAAGAUUACGCUACCGAUGCUCCUCACUCGAGCGAACCGUCAGUAGAGGGCGAAGGAAUCUCAGCGCACGAGAGUAUUUCGCACGUUGAGAACUCUGAAGGCUCUUUGGCAGCGUCAUCUGCGCCUCAGGAUCUGCCAUCGGAGCCAGCCCGGGAACACCUAUCGUCUAUAGACCAUGAAGCGCUCUCUUCAGCUGUCCCUUCCGAAGAGCAGCAUGGUGAAGAACACUCGCAGGAUCCAGACGACCAUACCGCCGACCAUGCUCAAACCGAGGAGCCUACCACCGAUCAGCCGCAGCAGUACGAUGAGCACGUCGAACCAGACCAUGAUCACGACGAUAACGUCGAACAAGCCGCCGCCGCCGAUCCACACGAAAUCUCCGAAGGCGUUUAUAUAGAUCCUCCACCCCCGGUUCUCCUCGAAAUCCCCUCCUCGUCUGAACAUACUGAAUGCUGCCUCUUUAACGCUCCGGGCUCACAAUCUGGCUCGCAUAGCCCCGUUGAAUCAAGGUCAACCGCUGGCACUGAUCCAAGCUCAUCCACGGUAUUAUUGUCGAGUCGGCCGACCUUAUACUACGAGAGGUUGUCGGACGUGUUCCUGGCUCUUAGGGAUGAGGAGAGAGUCAGAAGUAUACCUGAAUUGUUUGACGGAGAGCUGGUGUUUGAUGCGUACGAUUUGCAGCUCGUCAUUUCGGAGGAUAACAGCUACGCACGCGAGGUCAACCUGCAUGAUCUGAACGAGCUGCAUGACAACUUGGGUCUUCCCGGCCCACUUCGCUUGCGACUAACCUCCUUUGUGCCCCGAUUCAUCGCGAGGUAUCGGUCGUUGAAAGACCAGAUUGCGAGACUGACUCUCGGGGAAGCUGAUCAAGAAACGGAAGUACAACAUGAAGAGCAAGAGCACCAUGAGCAGGAAGUGUACCAGGCAGAAGAUGGCGAUGGCGAUUAUGAGGAUGUAGAAGAGGGUGAGCCUACCCAAACGGAAGAGGAGUAUUACGAUAGUCAACCGCAUGAAGAAUACGCUGGACAACCUCACCCCGACUACGAGCAACACGAAGAACAGGAUGCGGAACAUGAGCGCCAACGUCCGGAGGACACUGAUGAUCGUCCAAAUCACGAUCACCAGCAAACGCAACCCCAGGAUCAAGAACAAAUCCUCCGCGAACAAGCUCUCGCGCCGACCCAAACCCAGUACCUCAACGCAGACUCCGACAAUUUGGAUGCCAGCGAACUCAUCAACGAUCAAGAACACCACCCAGGAUACCCUACGGAGUCUGACGCCACAUCCUCUCUCGCGCAUGAUCAUCCAUCUCAACACGGCCAAGACGAAUCUCAGGUCGAGGCGGUCGAUGUGGCGCAUCAUUCGGUCGAGAAUCCGAACUAUCAUGAGGUGGGUGUGGACGGCGAGGAGGCGACGGCAUUGGAGGAUGAGAACGAGUAUGAGGAUUCGGGGAUCGCGUUGAGAGAUGAUGACGUCCCGAGCGUUGCGGGCGUGGAUGUCGUUCACGGUGACGUUGAAGAGGUCGAUGAUGGUUUUGGCGCUGAUGAGGACGCUCAGCAAGAUCCUCAGGGUGAGGAUGAGAGCGUGGAUAUCGAGGAGUUCGAUGAGGAUAUUCACAGGCAUUUGGAUACGGAUGCCUCUGCUGGUGUCGGACAGGAUAAUACUGAGUACGAGGAGUAUACGGAGCCGCGGGAGGACGAGGAGCAGGUUGGAGAGGAGUAUCCUGGCGAGGCUUUUGGUGGCGAAGUUCAGGACAAUAACGCUCCCGAGGCUGGCAGCGAGGGUGAUUACCUUGAGUUGGAAGGGGGUGAGGAACUCCAGGAAGAGGCAGUAUUUGAGGGUGAGGGAUACAUUGAUGAGGAAGGCGUGGAAGUUCCUAUCGAUGAUGUUCAGCAGGGAAUUACAGACGAUGCUGACCAGAACGGUGAAGUCGACGAUCUUGACGAAUUCGAUGCUGACGCUUUUGAUGGUGCUGGCACAGAUAUCACAGAUUCGGAGGCUGCUCGAUUGCUCGACUACGUCCAAGCUCAAGCCGAAGCACACUCCCAUUCCCCGCAAGGCUCUCAUGCGGGGCCUGGCUCCAUAACAGAGAACAAAGAAACUGACUACGCAGCAUAUUCCCCAACAGAAGACAGCCAUGAGAAUGCAGCCGAACAGACACAACAAAAUCAAGAUGAGGAAAAUUAUGCAUUCGCAGAUGAGACUUUUGACACGACGCACGCAGAGAACGGAGACGACCUCCAUGAGUAUGAAAACGAAUCGUUCGACGAUGGUGGUCCAAAUGUGGACGAGCUCGACGACGAGGACGGUCAUGCACUCGAGGUCCCCGCUCAUGCGAGUGGCUCAGAAAAGGCCCACGCCGAUCCACAUGCUGAGGAGGACGAACCCGAGUUUGACGAAGAGGACGACGAUGACCUCUAUGCCGGCGAUCUCACGGUCCAGGGGCUCGACGACGUGGGCCCGGAUGCGCAUUCGACGGACAGUCUGCUGUCGAUCGUAUCGAAGACGUCGUCGAAAAGAGGAUUUGAGGAGGUCGAUGAUGACGACUACGAACUAGAGCUUGAAGAGGGUGAGCAUGUGGUCGUGAAGGCUGGGGGUGAUUUGUCGCCGGGUUCGAAGCGUGCUCGCGUUCAGUGACGGAUAGCGCCACCCGCGCCAUCGUCGCUGUACGCGAACGGCGCUUUAUCGCCGUACGGGGGCCCAGGUGGCAUUCACCAAGGACGAUCUUGAGUCGCUCCCCCUCUAUCUCCCCGGUGCCUUCUACUUUGGCCCCAUCCGCACAUAGUCUUUUCCUUCGUCUUCAACUAUCCGACUUCUCGACCGCUCACCUCCAAGGUUUUCAUCCGGUUCUCGAUAUCCGACAUCCUGCGGCCACACGGUCGCCACCCCCUCCCGGUUCUCAAGGACGCUCUCGACCGUUUCACUCCAGUCUCAACCUCGCUUUUUCAAGGUUUGGUCUCAAUUCUUCUCCUGCAAGAUUACGCGGCUUUCGAUCGCAUGUAUCAAUGUCUCACAUUCUCUGUAUCAAUUUCGGUGGUAAGGCGGGCGGGCGUAGUGCCGUGGUGGGGACGAGUGAUGAUCUGGGGCCGUGGGGCGCGUUAUGCUACUGACCUUUCUUUUACAGCUUUGACUCCACUGUGCGCGGGGUCUAUGUCUCUUGAUCGAGGUUUUCGCUGGCUGGCGCACACACUGAUCGUUUGGCUGCUAGCUUUUUUCGUAUCUGAUGGCUUGUGUAACGAGGGCAUCGGGCUCUCGUGGUUCGCCUGCUAAGACUAUUGGAGCGUCGAGAUGGGAAGGGGUGGUGUGCGCGAGUGGGGCUGUGGAAGAGGGCGGUGUCGACGUUGUUCUGUGCUUCACGGCCGUGGUGGAUGGGGGAGGGUCGCUGCUUCUUUCGAUUUUCUUUCCGGCGAUUAGUUGUUUUGUUUUUCUUUUCCCUCUAGUGAUCUGAUAAUUCUGUGGUCCUUCUUCCCUCUUCGUAUUCUUUUGCGAAGCUACGUCUUACAUCUUGGGUACAGCUGUUUCGUGUAUGCUGAAGUUUCGUGGGGGCUCUAGUAGGUCCAGGGGUUUGGAGGGGCGUUUAUUUCUAUGCGAUUCUUUGCUUGUGGAAAGUAACAUUAUACUUUUUGUUUCUGAAAUCUCAUUUUCGUUAUCUG